CUGAUGAAAAUGGAAAAUAUGUGAAAGCUGUUCUGAAAGACGCACUGGUCAUACCAACGUAUCCACAGGAUAUAUUUUCUGUUAGAGCAGCUACUUCAAAUGGAGCCAAUGUAAAGUUCUCACAAGAUAAAAAUGAACUUGUCUACAAAGAUGGUACAACUUUCAUUAUUGAGGAACAUGAACGCUUGUAUUAUUUGAACACUGUUAAUCAACUAAAUGAUGAUAGCAAUAUAAGUAGUUCAUAUGAUAAGGUAAGUCUUGCAUGCAAUAUUUACAAGUGGCAUGAAAUAUUAGGGCAUUGCCCGGUACAUGUACAGAAGGGAAGUUUGUACAGAAGGGAAGUUUGCAAAUUGUAGAAAUAGAGCUCCAGAUAGUCGAGCGACAAAACCCCUAGAAAAGGUACAUACAGACUUAGCAGGUCCCAUUAGCCCAGUGUCCAAAAAUGGUUUUAAAUAUUGCAUUGCAUUCACUGAUGAUUUUUCUGGAGCCAUUUUUGUAUAUUUCCUUAGAAAUAAGACUGACACCCUAUUAGCAACUGAGAAGUUUCUUGCCGAUUGUGCACCUUAUGGCCAGGUAAAGUGCUUGAGGUCAGAUAGUGGCACAGAAUUUAUGAAUGGUGAUUUCCAAGAUCUUCUUAGGAAAAGAGCCAUUAAGCAUGAACCUUCUUGUCCAAAUUCUCCCCACCAGAACGGAACAGCGGAAAG
Messenger RNA from Paramuricea clavata, 704 nucleotides. The record is from the annotation of a GenBank genome assembly. Lineage: Eukaryota; Metazoa; Cnidaria; Anthozoa; Malacalcyonacea; Plexauridae.